Molecule: messenger RNA, 1728 nt
Organism: Perkinsus marinus ATCC 50983
Lineage: Eukaryota; Perkinsozoa; Perkinsida; Perkinsidae
Product: Cation-transporting ATPase, putative
Exons: 4
Coding region: 1-1728 (575 amino acids)
Cellular component (GO): membrane
Molecular function (GO): P-type transmembrane transporter activity
Source: RefSeq, a predicted model, not a curated record
AUGGUACCCGAGCCACAGCUCAGCGAUGCUACAAAUGUGGUGAUCGAGGAAGCUGUACCUCCCGCGGUGGACUCGAAGGAGAUGAUCGAUCCGGGGAUGGCUUCCGACGAGGACAUACCCGCUUUCAAUCGCUACGUGUCAGUCCUGUGGGACAGACUACGUACAAGGUUCAGAAGCGCAACUCGCAAGACGAUGGUCGAAGUUGAAUACGACGAAAUGCUCAGGGUUAGAUGCUACGAGUACAUGUGCGUUAGAUAUGUAUUUGAUACUGACGUCGGUCGAUUCCGUCCUGUCGGCAUGGGAGAGUGGACAGCUUCUGAAAUGCACCAGCGGUUGAGGGAUGGUGGUAUGAGUCACGAGGAGGCCACGCUCGAGCUGGAGGAAACGGGUCCGAACGAGAUCAGGGUGAGAGUCCCUGGGAUCAUUGAGAGUCUGGCUUCCGAGUUCAGCGAUGUUCUCUAUAUACUGCAGUCUAUUGCGGCUUGGACGUAUAUCGUCUUCACGACAUGGAACAUCGGUAUAAUAUGGCUCGCCAUGACGCUCAUUGCGGGGACCUAUCGAGCCCUGUUUAUCGUGAGGAGAGGCCAGAAGAAGAUCGCUACCUUGGCCAAGCUCGAAACCCGGGUGCAAGUUCUGAGAUCAGGGAAGUGGGUUGAAAUCGGUUCCCAUGGUGUGGUUCUCGGCGACCUGCUGAAAGUAGAGGAACGUGAACCUCUCCCUUGCGACGGGGUUGUCGUGGAGGGAUCUGUAAUCGUCAACGAGUCCAUGCUCACUGGUGAGCCCAUGCCCAUACAGAAGUUCUCCGUGGAUGAUAUUGAAGAUGCCGAGAUCACCAAAAAGAAUACGGCCUAUGCAGGCACUAUGUGUAUGCAGUCGACGGGCCCACACGAUGGUCGUGCCAUUCUGAUGGCAACCAGUGUCGGAGCUCUCACGACCAAGGGACAACUCAUCCGAAUGGUACUCUUCCCACAGUCUGUCAGGUUCAAAUACACUGAUCAGCUCCCAAUUGUGUACGGCAUGCUAGCUCUGUAUGCUGUACUCAUCAUCGUUCUGUACCUGACCACGACAAAUCUGGGUUCCUGGGUGGUCACUGUGCUGCAAAUUCUGAGUACCGUUGCUCAGACGAUGAACCCCAUGCUGCCCGUCUCUAUCGUGAUGGGCCAGUCAGUGGCGGCCUUCAGGCUGGAGAAGCAUCAUCAGAUAUCAUGUCUCCAACCGGGUAGGAUUCCCGUUGCCGGCAAGAUCUCAACGAUGGUGUUCGACAAGACUGGUACGAUCACGAAGGACGGUAUGGACUUCGCGGCGGUGGUUGCCGUUGAUCCCUCGAGAAGAACUUUCUUGGGCAAGAUUCAGUUCGAGCCGGACCUGCCUCCUCUCGACGAAAGGAACAGAUCUGUGAUAUCCGAGCAAGUCCCUCUGAGAAUGCAAUAUGGUCUUGCCUGCUGCCACACUGUGACCACUCUCCGUGACGGAACGUUGGUUGGGAACCACGUUGAAGUGUCGAUGCUGACUAUGACUGGAUGGUCUCUUCCAGCGCCGGAUGCGGAGAGUANNNNUAUGACGAUAAUUCUAGUUUUUACAUCAUGGUUCAACAUAUCAUCUUUGGUGUCGGGUUCUCUGGCUCGUAUUGGAGGAAACUGUUGGCUAAGUUCCGAGCCGUGUGAGGAUUCGAUGCUGUUCGCUGUGAAGAAUAGUUUUUUUUGCAAGUCAUCUCGCGUGGUUGGAUGA